AUAUGGUUGACUGAUUCAAAAUUCUGUGGAAACCUAUGUGCAGGAAAACACAGGGAAUUGGAGCUGCUUGCAAACUCGAUCAAGUCACACCAUUGAAGGCAUAUAAGAAAUCUCACCUUGGUAAUGAAUGGAAGAAACCAUUUGCGGGAUCUUCUCAUGCAAAAGGCAUUGUUCUCGAGAAAAUUGGUAUUGAGGCUAAGCAGCCAAACCAUGCUAUAUCAGAAAAUGUGCUUGAGUUCAGCUGAUCAAAAAUGGGAAGAAGAUUGCAGCAGUUGUACCAAAUGAUGGUUGCUUGAACUUCAUUGAAGAGAAUGAUGAGGUUCUGAUUGCUGGCUUUGGCAGACAGGGCCAUGCUGUUGGAGAUAUUCCUGGAGUCAGAUUUAAGGUUGUCGAGGUAUCAGGUGUAUCUCUAUUAGCCCUCUUCAAGGAGAAAAAGGAGAAGCCAAGAUCAUAAGCUCCUGCAGCAAAUGAAAGUUACUUUAAUUC
This is a messenger RNA of Rubroshorea leprosula, 486 nucleotides long. The record is from the annotation of a GenBank genome assembly. NCBI's taxonomy places the organism in Eukaryota, Viridiplantae, Streptophyta, Magnoliopsida, Malvales, Dipterocarpaceae.